ACAAAAAAGAAAGUUUUGGGUGCGUCCUAUUUUCAAGCCUGAAAGAAGAUUUUUACAAGGCGCCAGUGAUAAUUUAAUUGUAGAAAUGUUAAACUCCAAUGACCCAAAGUAUUGUAAUUUCUUGAGGUUGUCAUCGAUAUUAUUUGAAAAACUAUUGGAGAUUGUUGGACCAAAAUUUCAGAAACAGUAUGCAGUUCGAGAGCCAAUUCCACCACGUACACGACUGGAACUUACUUUAAGGUAUUUAAGCAGUGGAGACAGCAUGGCAUCCGUGUCGUAUGCGUUCCGUGUAGGAAAUAAUACCACAUCAAAAAUUAUAUCUGAAACGUGUCAAUGUAUUUGGGAUGAAUUACAAGAAAAAGUUUUUCUCAAUCCAACAGCAGAAAAUUGGCAGAUGGUAGCUAAAGACUUUGAAGAACAAUGGAACUAUCCUAACUGUAUUGGAGCACUUGACGGUAAACAUGUUAAAGUUGAGGCCCCACCGAAUAGUGGAUCCACGUAUUACAAUUAUAAAGGAGACCACAGUAUAAAUUUAAUGACGAUUAGCGACGCUAAAUAUUCUUUCUUGCUGUUGGACAUUGGUGCUGAAGGUCGACAAAGCGAUGGAGGUGUAUUUCGAAAGAGUGAGAUUGGUAUCCGUUUUGAAAAUGGAAAUAUGAAUUUACCCAAACCAACUCAACUAGAAAUGAAUAAACCGGAACUUCCAUAUAUAUUAGUGGCAGAUGAGGCUUUUGCCUUAACACCAUAUAUAAUGCGACCUUUUCCUCGAAAUACACAUGAUCUUGAUCUUGAUCUAAGAAAGAAGGUAUUUAAUUAUCGCUUAAGUAGAGCGAGACGAGUAGUCGAAAGCGCUUUUGGAUUGCUCGCAACUCGUUGGAGAAUUUAUCGUAAACCAAUAAAUACCUCUUUAACAACAGCGAUAAAAAUUGUGCAAGCUACAACAGCUUUGCAUAAUUUUAUAAUCCAAUUUGAAGCGUCACUACCUUUAGCAGAAAGAACUUACUGCAGAAAUAACCAAGAAGAAAAUACAAAUUUGAUUUAUGCAAGUGCAUUUACAGAAACAGAGUCACUCAGAGAAAACAGUCAAUAUGCACAAAGUCAAUAUGCUGUACAAGUGCGAGAGCAUUAUACCGAUUUUUUUAUGAACACUGGUGCAGUCGAUUGGCAGUGGGAUAAGGUGUUAAGCAAUGAUUUUUAA
Camponotus floridanus (Florida carpenter ant) is the source of this 1198-nucleotide messenger RNA. RefSeq names its product putative nuclease HARBI1. The record is from RefSeq and is a predicted model, not a curated record. The transcript is spliced from 3 exons. Lineage: Eukaryota; Metazoa; Arthropoda; Insecta; Hymenoptera; Formicidae. Bases 86 to 1198 code for a protein of 370 amino acids.